Knipowitschia caucasica is the source of this 645-nucleotide messenger RNA. The record is from the annotation of a GenBank genome assembly. NCBI's taxonomy places the organism in Eukaryota, Metazoa, Chordata, Actinopteri, Gobiiformes, Gobiidae.
AUGCAGACCGUGGCGGUGCUGGUUUUGAUCGGUUGUGCGCUGAGUAGAUCCCAGGUGGUUCAGAAUGAGGCCAAAUGUUCUCAGUGUUGCGAUGGAUCCACGAGUAUGACCGUGGGCGUGCUGACGGAGAAGGUGGCCCAGCUCGUGGAUAGGACGACUCAACUGGAAAGCAGGAUCCAAAACACUGAGAAUGAACUCCUUGAGCUCAAAAGCAUCACUCGAGGCACCCCGAAAAUCGCCUUUUCUGCAGCUCUUUUGGACUCUGGUUCUGGAGACACUGGGCCGUUUAAUGUCGCCACGCCGCUGAAGUACAAGAAAGUGUUUGCCAACUUUGGAAGCAACUACAAUUCUGGAACAGGUAUUUUCACGGCAUCAGUGAAAGGCGUGUACUUCUUCCGUUUCACGAUGUUCAACAACCUGCAGCAGACGCCCAACUCGGUGGUGAGUCUGCGGAAGAACGGGGUUUCCAUAGUCACUCUCUGGGACGUUUCCGGUUCCGAUUCCAACGACACUGGCAGCAACGCGGCAGUGCUCCCCCUAGAGGUCGGAGACACAGUGCACGUGGAGCUGCAGGAAAACCGAAUCGUCUACGAUGACCAAGCUCACUAUAACACCUUCACCGGCUUUCUGCUCUUCACCAACUAG